UAGCAGCUGCAUAAUAAAUGAUGGAGAGAAUCAUGUUAGGCAUGCCCACCUAACCUAACUUGAAUCAUGCGAAAGGGGAGCUAUUGGAAUUCAAAUAGACUUUCUAGUUCCCAGCAGUCGGCAGCAAUAGAAUGCUUUCAGGAAGAUGACAGAUGCAGGGGAAAGAUGCUGUUUUGCACUAUCUUGAUUUGUUACCGCAGCCAACUUAUUGGCAUGAUGGAGUGACAAGAAAAGCAGCUGGCAUGGAAGAUGAAAGGGAAGAUGUUCAAAAGAAAACAUUCACAAAAUGGGUAAACGCACAGUUUGCAAAGUUUGGUACGCAUCCUAUAGAAGACCUCUUCAAUGAUUUUCGCGAUGGACGAAGGCUUCUGGAGCUCCUGGAAGGUCUUACUGGCCAAAAACUUGCAAAAGAAAAGGGUUCUACAAGAGUCCAUGCCUUGAAUAAUGUCAAUAAAGCACUACAAGUUCUGCAGAAAAACAAUGUUGAUCUGGUGAAUAUUGGAAGCACAGAUAUUGUAGAUGGAAAUCAUAAACUAACCCUUGGAUUGAUUUGGAGUAUAAUUCUCCACUGGCAGGUCAAAAAUGUAAUGAAAAACAUAAUGGCUGGGUUGCAACAAACAAACAGUGAAAAGAUCUUGCUGAGCUGGGUCCGUCAAUCAACUCAGAACUAUCCACAGGUCAAUGUUAUUAAUUUCACCAAUAGCUGGUCUGAUGGCUUGGCUUUCAAUGCACUCAUCCAUAGUCACAGGCCAGAUCUGUUUGACUGGGAUAAUGUUGCUUGCCAACAGUCAGCCAUACAGAGAUUAGACCAUGCAUUCAACAUAGCAAAACGACAUUUGGGGAUUGAAAAACUCCUUGAUCCUGAAGAUGUUGCAACAGCUUAUCCUGAUAAAAAGUCCAUCUUGAUGUAUGUGACAUCACUUUUCCAAGUCCUGCCCCAGCAAGUUACACUUGAAGCCAUUCAGGAAGUGGAAACAUUGCCACGGCAAUCAAAGCACACUAGAGAAGAGCGUGUUCAGUUACCUCAACAGCGCUUUUUUCAACAAAUCAAAGUCAGUGUAGCACAGGGCCAUGUGCGCACCCCUUCACCUCCACCUAAACCUCGCUUCAAAAGCUAUUCGUAUACACAAGCUGCUUAUGUCAUGUCCCCUGAUCAAAAAGGGAGGAUGUUCCCUCCACAGCAGCACUUGGAAGUUCAUGAGCAAAAGUUAUAUGGCACGUCACCCAUGGACAUAGAAGUUGAUCUGGAAAGCUACCAAACUGCAUUAGAAGGAGUACUUUCAUGGCUUCUGACUGCUGAAAAUUCAUUGCAAGCACAAGGAGAUAUAUCCACUGAUGUAGAGGAAGUUAAAGAGCAGUUUCACACCCAUGAGGGUUUUAUGAUGGAAUUAACAGCCCACCAGGGACGUGUUGGUAAUGUUUUGCAAGUUGGCAGCCAACUUCUAUCUUUUGGGAAGCUUUCAGAAGAUGAAGAAAAUGAAAUACAAGAACAAAUGAAUCUUCUCAAUUCACGUUGGGAAAAUCUCAGGGUCACGAGCAUGGAGAAGCAAAGCAAUUUACAUCGAGUGUUAAUGGAGUUACAAAAUCAGCAGCUAAGCCAACUAACUGACUGGUUAGUUAAAACAGAAGAAAGGACAGAAAAGAUAGAUUCUGAGCCCCUGGGACCUGAUUUGGAGGACUUAAAGAGGCAGGUUGAAGAACAUAAGGCUCUUCAGGAAGAUUUAGAACAGGAACAAGUCAAGGUUAAUUCUCUCACUCACAUGGUUGUUGUAGUGGAUGAAGCUAGUGGAGACAAAGCUACAGCUGCCUUAGAACAACAACUUCAGCAUUUAGGAGACCGAUGGGCAGCCAUUUGCAGAUGGACAGAGGAACGUUGGUUUCUUCUACAAGAUAUACUUCGAAAAUGGCAACAAUUUACUGAAGAGCAGGGUCUCUUUGAUGCAUGGCUUGCUGAGAAGGAGGAUGCUGUGAACAAUAUUCAUACCACCGAUUUCAAAGAUCAGAAUGAAAUGUUGGAAAAUCUACAAAAGUUGGCUAUCUUGAAAGGAGAACUAGAGAUCAAGAGACAGUUGAUGGAUAAGCUGAACAUACUCAGCCAGGACCUCCUUUCAUCUGUGAAAAAUAAAGCAUUGUCUCAGAAGCUGGAAGGUUGGUUGCAAAAUGUUGCCCAGUGGUGGGAGAACCUGGCACAGAAGCUGGAGAACAGUUCUAAGCAGAUUUCACAAGCUGUUGCUACCUCUCAGACAUCACUAACACAGACAACAGUAAUGGAAACUGUAACUAUGGUGACCACAAGAGAACAAAUCCUGGUUAAGCAUGGUAAAGAGGAGCUUCCACCACCUCCACCCCAUAAGAAGAGACAAAUUGUUGUGGAUUCAGAAAUUAGAAAAAGAUUUGAUGUUGAUACAACAGAACUUCACAGUUGGAUGACCCGUUCAGAAGCUGUGCUCCAAAGUCCCGAGUUUGCAAUAUACAGAAAAGAAGGGAACCUAUCUGACCUUAGAGAAAGAGUUAAUGCCAUAGAACGAGAAAAGCCUGAGAAACACAGGAAGCUCCAAGAUGCCAGUAGAUCUGCAGAAGCCCUGGCGGAACAGAUGGUGAAUGAGGGGCUUAAUGCUGACAACAUCAAACAAGCCUCAGAACAGUUGAACAAUCGCUGGAUUGAGUUCUGUCAGUUGCUGAGUGAGAGACUGGCAUGGCUAGAGUACCAGAAUAACAUCAUUGCCUUCUACUCCCAGCUGCAGCAAUUGGAGCAGACAGUAAUUACUGCUGAAAACUGGCUGAAAGCACAACCUGCACCAGCAGCAGAUCCUGCUGCAGUAAAAACUCAGCUAGAGAAGUGCCAGGAUGAAGUUAUCCGCUUGUCAACUCUUCAACCUCAGAUUGAAAAGCUAAAGGUUCAGAGCAAAACACUGAAAGAGAAACAGCAAGGUCCAAUGUUUCUUGAAGCAGAUCUUGUUGCAUUUACUAACCACUUCAAUCAAGUUUAUGCUGAUGUACAAGCUAGAAAAAAGCUUCUACAAACAACUUUUGAUAGUUUACCACCUGUGCAGUAUAAGGAAACUAUGAAUACCAUCCUCUUGCGGAUUCAGCAGUCAGAAGUGAAACUCUCCAUACCUCAGGUUACUGUUACAGAAUAUGAAAUCAUGGAGCAAAGGCUCAGGGAACUAAAGGCUUUGCAAAAUUCCUUGCAAGAGCAACAAGAUGGACUAAACUAUUUAAGCACAACCAUGGAAGAGAUGUGUAGGAAAGCUCCUUUAGAAGUCAGUAGAAAAUAUAGAUCAGAAAUUGAAGGAAUUGUUGGCCGUUGGAAGAACUUAUCAGCUCAGCUCGUGGACAACUGCCAAAAACUUGAGGAGCAAAUGACUAAAUUGCAGCAAUUUCAGAAUGACACUAAAACCCUGAAGAAAUGGAUGUCUGAAGUGGAUGUUUUUCUAAGAGAAGAGUGGCCUGCCCUUGGUGAUUCAGAAGCACUUGAAAAACAGCUGGAGCAGUGUGCAGCUCUCGUUAAUGAUAUCCAGACAAUCCAGCCCAGUUUGAACAGUGUUAAUGAGAUUGGGAAGAAGAUGAAGAAUGAAGCCGAGCCAGAGUUUGCUUCCAGAAUGCAGACUGAACUAAAAACACUUAAUAGUCAAUGGGAUCACAUUUGCGAACAGGCAUAUGCUAAGAAGGCAGCACUAAAAAAUGGUUUGGAUAAGACAGUGAGUCUCAGAAAGGAUUUGUCAGAAAUGCAUGAAUGGAUUACACAAGCAGAAGAAGAAUACCUUGAGAGAGAUUUCGAGUAUAAGACUCCAGAUGAAUUACAGAAAGCUGUUGAGGAACUGAAGAGAGCAAAAGAAGAAGCUGUACAGAAAGAGGUGAAAGUGAAGCUUCUCACAGACUCUGUGAACAAUUUUAUAGCAAGGGCUCCACCUGCAGCUCAUGAGGCCUUAAAAAAGGAACUUGAUGUUCUAACUAGCAGCUACCAGAGACUUUGCAGCAGGCUGGAUGGGAAGUGUAAAACACUGGAGGAGGUAUGGGCAUGCUGGCGUGAAUUAUUAUUGUAUUUGGAUAUUGAAAGCAAGUGGUUAAAUGAGAUGGAAUCAAAACUCAAGGCAACUGAAAAUAUUCAAGAAGGCACAGAAGAGAUCUCAGAGGCGUUAAAUUCUCUGGAAACAUUAAUGCAGCACCCAGAAGAUAACCGCAAUCAAAUUCGUGAACUGGCACAGACUUUAACUGAUGGUGGUGUUUUGGAUGAAUUGAUCAAUGAGAAACUGGAGAAAUUCAAUACUCGGUGGGAAGAGCUGCAGCAGGAGGCUGUGAGAAGACAAAAGAUUCUUGAACAAAGUAUCCACUCUGCCCAGGAGAUUGACAAAACCCUUCAGUUAAUCCAAGAGUCCCUGACUUUCUUUGAUCGACAGUUAGCAGGUUACAUUGCAGACAGAAUUGAUGCAGCACAAGUACCUCAAGAGGCACAGAAAAUUCAAUCAGAGUUGACAAGCCAUGAGAUUAGCCUGGAUGAAAUGAAAAAACGGAACCAGGGUAAAGAUGCUACCAAAAAAAUAUUUACCCAAAUUGAUACUGCACAGAAAAAACUACAAGAUGUUUCCAUAAAGUUUCGCUUGUUCCAAAAGCCAGCCAAUUUUGAGCAGCGCUUACAGGAAUGUAAACGAAUUUUAGAUGAGGUAAAAUUGCAAGUGCCAAAAUUGGAACUGAGAAGUGUUGAGCAGGAAGCAGUGCAGUCACAGCUGGAUUACUGUAUGAAAUUGUAUAAGACACUUAGUGAAGUGAAAUCUGAAGUGGAAACAGUGAUAAAAACUGGCCGUCAAAUUGUUCAGAAACAACAAACUGAGAAUCCAAAGGAACUGGAUGAAAGACUUACAACUUUGAAAUUGCAGUACAAUGAUCUGGGUGCCAAGGUGACAGAAAAAAAGCAAGAACUAGAGAAAUGUUUGAAAUUAUCUCGGAAGCUGAGAAAGGAAAUGAAUACUCUGACAGAAUGGCUGGCAGUGACAGAUUCGGAACUGACAAAGAGAUCAGCAGUAGAAGGCAUGCCUAUCAAUUUAGAUGCUGAAGUCGCCUGGAGCAAGGCAAUACAGAAAGAGAUAGAGAAACGUCAGCUUCAACUGAAGAAUAUUACUGAUUUAGGAGAUGGACUGAAGAAUGUGCUUAAAGGGAAGGAGAGCUUAGUGAAUGAUAAACUCAGUCUUCUGAGCAGCAACUGGAUAGCAGUUACUUCGCGAGCUGAGGAAUGGUUUAACUUGUUGCUGGCAUAUCAGAAACACAUGGAGACUUUUGAUCAGAAUGUUGCUAAUAUCACUACCUGGAUGUAUCGGGCAGAAAUACUCUUGGAUGAAUCUGAAACCCAGUUACCUCAGCAAAAGGAAGAAAUUAUGAAGCGCUUAAAGACUGAGCUGAAUGAUAUGCGUCCAAAGGUGGACUCUGUGCGUGACCAGGCAGUAGACUUGAUGACAAACCGUGGAGAUCACUGCAGGAAAGUAAUAGAGCCUAAACUGACAGAGCUCAACCAACGAUUUGCAACCAUUUCACAAAGAAUUAAAAGUGAAAAGCCCUUCAUUCCUUUGAAGGAACUGGAGCAAUUUGACUUCGAUAUACAAAAAUUGCUUGAACCACUGGAGGCUGAAAUUCAACAGGGGGUUAACCUGAAAGAGGAAGACUUCAAUAAAGAUAUGAGUGAAGAUAAUGAGGGUCCUGUAAAAGAACUGCUUCAGCGAGGGGAUGCUCUUCAACAGACAAUCACUGAUGAAAGAAAAAGAGAAGAAAUAAAAACUAAACAACAACAACUGCAGACUAAACACAAUGCUCUCAAGGAUCUGAGAUCUCAAAGAAGAAAAAAAGCUUUGGAAAUUUCUCAUCAGUGGUAUCAGUAUAAGAGACAGGCUGAUGAUCUGCUGAAGUGGCUGGAUGAUAUUGAGAAAAAAUUAGCAAACCUUCCAGAUCCUCAAGAUGAGCAGAAGCUCAAGGAAAUUGACCGAGAAUUGGAGAAGAAGAAAGAAGACCUGAAUGCGGUACAGAGGCAAGCUGAUCGCUUGUCUAAGGAUGGGGCUGCAAAAGCAGUGGAACCAACCCUGAUACAGCUCAGCAAGCGCUGGCGAGAUAUUGAGAGCAAAUUUGCUCAGUUUCGAAGACUCAACUAUGCACAAAUUCAAACUGUUUAUGAGGAGACAACUGUUGCAAUGACAGAAGGUGUGACUAUGGAAACUUCGUAUGUGCCUUCUGCAUACCUGGCAGAGAUCCUUCGGCUUCUACGAGCUUUAUCUAACAUGGAAGACAUCCUUAAUUCUCCUAGUCUGCAGGGUAGGGACUGUGAGGAUCUUGGCAGACAAGAAGAAUGCCUCAAGAAAAUCAAAGAUAGCCUUGGGAGACACUCAGGUCAGAUUGAAGUCGUUCACUGUAAGAAGACAGCGGUUAUGAAAAGUGCCACACCUGCAGAAGCUGCAAGGAUACAGGAAAAACUGACUCAGCUUUCAUAUCAGUGGGAUAAAGUUAACCAGAUGUAUCGAGAACUUCAAGCGCGGUUUGACAGGUCAGUGGAGAAGUGGAGAAAUUUCCACCGUGGCAUGAAGAAUUUUAACCUCUGGCUAACUGAGGCAGAACAGAAUUUAGCUAAAAUACGCACAGAAUCGGAAGAUCCUGAUAUUUCCAAAACCAAGGAAAACCUCAAGGACCUCCAGGAUGGCAUUGAAAAACAGCAACCUGUUGUCAGAACAUUGAACAUCACUGGAGAGGAUAUUAUUGAGCAGUCAUCCACAGCAGAUGCCAGUGUAUUGAAGGAAAAACUGGGGACCCUGAAUUUUCGGUGGCAGGAAGUCUGCAAACAAGUAGCAGAAAGCAAGAAAAGACUUGAGCAAGAACAAAAUCUCCUGACAGAAUUGCAGUACGACUUAAGCAAGUUUCUUUUAUGGUUAGACGAAGCAAGUAGUGUCACUGGUAUCCCUCUUGAACCAGGAAAUGAAUUCCAGUUGAAAGAUACUCUUCAAAAAGUGAAGUUAAAAGUGGAAGAACUGCCUCUACACAAGGGAAUACUGAAACGAUUAAAUGAAACUGGAGGAAAAGCUCUUGGUAGUGCAUCACUGAACCCUGAAGUAAAACAUAAGCUUGACACCAGACUCAAGGAAGCUAACCAUCGCUGGAUAAAGGUAUCCAAAGAGCUGCCUGAGAAACAGAAAGAAAUAGAACAUCUGCUAAAUAACUUGGUCCAGUUUGAACAACAAUUAAACCAACUAAGACUGUGGCUUUCCCCUAUCAAAGAUCAAUUGGAACUUUACAAUAAAGUGGACCAACCUGGAGCUUUUGAUAUUAAGGACAUUGAAGCAGUUGUGAAAGCUAAGCAGCCGGAUGUGGAAGGGAUUUUGUCUAAAGGGCAUCAUUUGUACAGGGAAAAACCAGUCACUCAACCAGUAACGAGAAAAUUAGAAGAACUGAAUACUGACUGGAACACAGUAAACCAUUUAAUAUACUUGCUGAAAGGAAAACCAGUUGUGGGACCCACAGGAAUUGUGUCUUCUGCUGUUGUAACUUCUCCUGGUCAAGCUGUUACUGUGGUUACACAAACUGCAGUAACCAAGGAAACCACCAUCUCCAAACAAGAAAUGCCAUCUUCUUUGCUUCUAGAGGUGCCUGCACUGGCUGAAUUCAAUAAGGCCUGGGCAGAUCUCACGGACUGGCUUUCUCUAUUGGAUCGAGUGAUAAAAUCCCAAAUAGUGACUGUGGGUGAUCUUGAUGAAAUCAAUGACAUGAUCAUCAAACAAAAGGCAACACUACAGGACUUGGAACAAAGGCGGCCACAGCUGGAGGAAUUAGUAACAGCAGCACAGAAUCUGAAAAACAAAACUAGCAAUCAAGAGGCUCGAACAGUCAUUACUGAUCGAAUUGAAAAGAUACAGAACCAGUGGGAUGAAGUACACGGGCACCUUCAGAGCAGAAGACAGCAAUUACAUGAAAUGCUAAAAGAUUCAGCACAAUGGUUGGAAGCUAAGCAAGAAGCUGAGCAAGUUCUAGAAUGUGCCAAAGCCAGACUUGAGUCAUGGAAGGAGAUUUCUUAUACUGUGGAAGGACUGAAAAAGCAGAAUGCUGAACUCAAGCAAUUUGCAAAAGAACUGCGGCAAUGGCAUAUAAAUGUGGAUGUGGCAAAUGAUUUAGCUCUUAAACUUCUCCGGGAUUACUCAACAGAUGACACCAGAAAAGUAGAAUUUAUGACCAAUAACAUUAAUGAUGCCUGGGCCACCAUUAAUAAGAGAGUUAGUGAUCGAGAGGCUGCAUUAGAAGCAGCCUUAAGGUUGCUGCAACAGUUCUACCUGGAUUUGGAAAAGUUCCUUGCCUGGCUUACGGAAGCAGAAACCACUGCCAAUGUCCUGCAGGAUGCUACACGCAAAGAGAGAAUACUGGAGGAUGCCCAAGGGGUCCGAGAGCUGAUGAAACAGUGGCAGGAACUCCAGAAAGAAAUUGAAACACACAAUGACAUCUUCCACAGCCUGGAUGAAAAUGGACAGAAAAUCUUGAGAUCUCUGGAAGGUUCUGAUGAUGCAACCUUGCUGCAGAGACGGCUGGAUAACAUGAACUUCAGAUGGAGUGAACUUCGGAAAAAAUCUCUCAAUAUUAGGUCUCAUCUAGAAGCCAGUUCUGACCAGUGGAGACGAUUACACCUUUCCCUCCAGGAACUUCUAGCAUGGCUGCAGUUGAAAGAAGAUGAGUUAAAACGACAGGCACCUAUUGGUGGAGAUCUUCCCACAGUACAAAAGCAGAAUGAUACACACAGGGCAUUUAAGAGGGAAUUUAAAACUAAAGAGCCUGUUAUCCUAAGUGCACUGGAGACAGUACGAAUAUUCCUAGCAGAACAGCCCCUGGAGGGCCUGGAAAAACUCUACCAGGAACCUAGAGAGCUGCCUCUAGAGGAAAAGGCCCAGAAUGUCAGUCGACUCCUGAGAAGGCAGGCAGAUGAAGUAAAAACAGAAUGGGAUAAACUGAAUCAACAAUCUUCUGACUGGCAAAAGAAGAUAGAUGAGGCCCUUGAAAGACUGCAGGAGCUUCAGGAAGCAAUGGAUGACCUGGACCUGAAGCUGCGCCAGGCUGAAGCUAUCAAGGGGUCUUGGCAGCCAGUUGGGGAUUUGCUGAUUGACUCUCUCCAAGAUCACCUAGAAAAACUGAAGGUUUAUCAAACAGAAAUUGCACCUCUUAAAGAGAAUGUGAACAACGUUAAUGACCAAGCUCAUCAAUUUACCUCAUCUGAGAUCCAGCUGUCCCCAUAUAUGCUGAAACGGCUAGAAGACUUGAACACUAGAUGGAAACUCCUACAGGUGGCUAUUGAUGAACGUAUCAGGCAGCUGCAUGAGGCCCACCGGGAUUUUGGCCCGACUUCUCAGCACUUCCUUUCAACUUCUGUCCAGGGCCCCUGGGAGAGGGCAGUAUCUCCAAACAAAGUGCCCUACUACAUCAAUCAUGAGACGCAAACCACCUGCUGGGAUCAUCCUAAAAUGACUGAGCUCUACCAGUCUUUAGCUGACCUGAACAAUGUAAGAUUCUCAGCCUACAGAACUGCCAUGAAGCUCCGAAGACUUCAGAAAGCCCUCUGUUUGGACCUUCUGAGUCUGUCUGCCGCAUGUGAUGCCUUGGACCAGCACAACCUCAAACAGAAUGACCAGCCGAUGGAUAUACUGCAAAUUAUUAACUGCUUGACUACCAUUUAUGAUCGACUGGAACAAGAGCACAAUAACCUGGUCAACGUCCCUCUCUGCGUAGAUAUGUGCCUCAACUGGCUUUUGAAUGUUUAUGACACGGGUCGAACAGGAAGGAUCCGAGUCUUGUCUUUCAAAACUGGUGUAAUUUCUCUGUGUAAAGCACAUUUGGAAGAUAAGUACAGAUAUCUGUUCAAGCAAGUAGCCAGUCCCACUGGAUUCUGUGAUCAGCGUCGUCUGGGCCUCCUCCUGCAUGAUUCAAUCCAGAUCCCCCGCCAGCUGGGUGAAGUUGCUUCUUUUGGUGGCAGUAACAUUGAACCCAGUGUUAGGAGCUGUUUCCAGUUUGCCAAUAACAAACCUGAAAUUGAGGCAGCCUUGUUUCUAGAUUGGAUGAGACUCGAACCACAGUCCAUGGUAUGGUUGCCAGUAUUACAUAGGGUGGCUGCUGCUGAAACCGCCAAACACCAAGCCAAGUGCAACAUCUGCAAGGAGUGUCCAAUUAUUGGAUUCAGGUAUAGAAGUUUAAAGCAUUUUAAUUAUGACAUCUGCCAAAGUUGCUUCUUUUCUGGUCGAGUUGCAAAAGGUCAUAAGAUACACUACCCAAUGGUAGAAUACUGUACACCGACUACUUCAGGAGAAGAUGUUCGUGAUUUUGCCAAGGUAUUGAAAAACAAAUUCCGAACAAAAAGAUAUUUUGCAAAGCAUCCACGAAUGGGCUAUCUGCCUGUACAAACAGUAUUGGAGGGAGACAACAUGGAAACUCCUGUUACUCUGAUCAACUUCUGGCCAGUAGAUUCUGCGCCUGCCUCGUCCCCUCAGCUAUCACAUGACGAUACUCAUUCACGCAUUGAACAUUAUGCUAGCAGGCUAGCAGAAAUGGAGAACACAAAUGGAACAUACCUGAAUGAUAGCAUUUCUCCUAAUGAGAGCAUUGAUGAUGAGCAUUUAUUAAUCCAGCACUACUGCCAAAGCUUGAACCAGGAAUCGCCACUCAGCCAGCCUAGAAGUCCUGCCCAGAUUCUGAUUUCUUUGGAAAGUGAAGAAAGAGGUGAGCUAGAAAGAAUCCUAGCAGACCUGGAGGAAGAAAACAGAAACCUGCAAGCUGAAUAUGACCGGCUGAAGCAACAGCACGAUCACAAAGGACUGUCUCCACUGCCAUCCCCACCUGAGAUGAUGCCCAUUUCCCCCCAGAGUCCCCGAGAUGCUGAACUCAUUGCAGAAGCCAAGCUGCUUCGUCAGCACAAAGGCCGCCUAGAAGCCAGGAUGCAGAUCUUGGAGGAUCAUAACAAACAGCUGGAAUCGCAGUUGCACAGGUUGAGGCAGCUUCUGGAACAGCCUCAAGUGGAUUCCAAGGUGAAUGGUACAGCUCAGUCUUCUCCUCCUACCUCAUUACAGAGGUCAGAUAGUAAUCAGCCAAGGCUUCUCCGUGUAGUUGGCAGUCAAACUUCAGAAUCCAUGGGUGAGGAUGAUUUGCUCAGCCCUCCCCAGGACACAAGCACAGGGUUGGAAGAGGUCAUGGAACAGCUCAACAGUUCCUUCCCAAGUACAAGAGGAAGAAAUGCUCCUGGAAAGCCAGUGAGAGAGGCCACAAUGUAGGCAGCCUUUUCCACAUGGCGGAUGACUUGGGCCGAGCAAUGGAAACCUUAGUUACAGUGAUGACUGAUGACAAGGUGUUAGAAUAGCAAGAUGCAUUUUACAACUUCAGGCGUCCCCGCAUGGUUUUUAUAAUAUUCAUAUGACAAAGGAUUAGACUGUAAGAGUUUACAAGAAAACAAAUCUAUAUUUUUGUGAAGGGUAGUGGUACUAUACUGUAGAUUUCAGUAGUUUCUUAAGUCUGUUAUUGUUUUGUUAACAAUGGCAGGUUUUACACGUCUAUGCAAUUGUACAAAAAAAGAAAAAUACAUGUAAAAUCUUGAUAGCUAAAUAACUUGCCAUUUCUUUAUAUGGAACGCAUUUUGGGUUGUUUAAAAAUUUAUAACAAUUAUAAAGAAAGAUUGUAAACAAAGUGUGCUUUAUUAAAAAAAAAUUGUUUCUAUAAAUCCCUUGAAAAAACAAAAAAAAUGAGGCAGUGCAUUUGUUUAGCAUCACUUUUGCUCUGUAAUUGUACCAGACAGAUAUUCAUGUUCUGUGUUCUUUUCCUUAUAUAUCAAAGAGAGAGUUUCUGCAACACCAAAACAAUUAACUGACAUGUCUCAUUAUUUGUGUCUGACUAGCAGCUGGCUUAAAAAAAAAAGUCUUGUUGUGAACUUCUAGUUGAGGUUACUUUUCCACCUCCUUCCAAGUAGAAUGAAGUCUUAUUGGAUUUAUCCAGCUAGUUGGCAAUAAUACAAAAGAGCACAUUACAUGACAAUGUUAUCUUCAGAGCUUGCAAAAAUAAAAAUAAAAAUUGAAUCAGUAUUCUAUGUUCCUGCUGUUUCCUCCACUGCUAUGAACCCAAAUGUUGUUAAUAAAUACAAAAUAAGAAUUGCCUUACCGGAUUACUCCUUUGGACUUUAUUGUCCGGUAUCUGCCUCUAGCACUGGCCAGCACCUUAAUGCUUCAAAAUAGAAGCCCAAUUUGCUUUCAUGUCCUGUAAUGCCACCCUUGAGAGAGACCCUGCAUCUAUGCAUGUGGGGCUUGGAAAAAAUAUCUCCUCCUUUCUACAGGCAGUGAUCUGCUUCCAGCCUGAAGCAUGAGUUGGAUUGGUCAUUACUAUUAUUUAGAUUUUUAUAACAGUGUUAAUAAACAUUGAAAAUUGCCCAGUCUCUUAAAAAGAAGACCACUAUAAAUCUGCCUUACUUCAAAUUUGAAGGAGGCACAGCAUUUCAAUCAAGCAACAGGAAACAGUGUGGAGUAAUCCUAUUGGCUCCUGUCCAUUGAGGAGCUGAAAGCAGCCACACUGCUUCAUGAAUUAGUCAUCCAAGGCAACAGUUCCCAGAAACUUUUUGCUCCCUGUCUCUUUCUAUAAGUAAUAUCGCACAAUUAACAAUGACUCAGGAGAGGGAUAACAGAAAAUAGAUGUUCAAUAACAGCUCCUCAGGUUUACUACUUUAGAAUUUUGAGGUGCUGUUAACAAAAGCUUUACCAUUUCAUUUUCUUCCAUUAACCUUUAAUUCCAUUGACACACAAUAGAAUUUUACCAUCUAAUUCAUAUUAAUAUUUUGCAAGAAUAAAAUCUGUUACCUCUUCUUGUACGAAAUGUAAUUAAACUCGAAGAAAAAAAUUAUUUUAUUUUUAAUGGUAGUUAACAUUAAACAUGGGUAGUCAUGUUAUUUCUACCUCACUUUGGUUUUGUGGUGUUCCUGACAAUUAUGUACAGAAGAUAUUACAUCAUCACCACUUGUCCAUUGUGUGAACAGAUCUUAUCAUUUUAACAACAAUAAAUUUAAAACAAGAAGAA
This is a messenger RNA of Heteronotia binoei (common prickly gecko), 13053 nucleotides long. RefSeq names its product dystrophin (gene DMD). Gene Ontology annotation, molecular function: zinc ion binding; protein binding. Gene Ontology annotation, cellular component: plasma membrane. Gene Ontology annotation, biological process: synaptic signaling. The coding region runs from base 153 to 11270 and encodes 3705 amino acids. The transcript is spliced from 79 exons. The record is from RefSeq and is a predicted model, not a curated record. Lineage: Eukaryota; Metazoa; Chordata; Lepidosauria; Squamata; Gekkonidae.